This is a messenger RNA of Bombyx mandarina (wild silkworm), 5570 nucleotides long. RefSeq names its product amiloride-sensitive sodium channel pickpocket 23 (gene ppk23). Gene Ontology annotation, molecular function: ligand-gated sodium channel activity. Lineage: Eukaryota; Metazoa; Arthropoda; Insecta; Lepidoptera; Bombycidae. Gene Ontology annotation, biological process: sodium ion transmembrane transport. Gene Ontology annotation, cellular component: plasma membrane. The record is from RefSeq and is a predicted model, not a curated record.
ACCACGCCAACGCUCCGUAAUUUUACUACAUUAGUCGAUGAUUUAUUUUGAAAAUGUGAAACGAUAUGAAAGUUUAUCCAGAGAAUAAAGUAAAACAUGGGCGUAAAAGUAAUAGAAAAAUUGAGAGAAACGAGGAGGUCAACGGCAUAUCACUGUUUGCUGCUAGUCUGCGACAUCAAACAACUGAAUUCUUCAAUAAUUCAACACUACACGGGGUUAGAUAUAUCGCAGAAAAAGACAGACCGUUUUGUGAAAAGUUUAUGUGGUUCAGUUUUACUGCCAUAGGAGCAGUAACGACUUGUAUUAUUAUCGUAAGCUUAUGGGAAAAGUUUCAAACCAAUCCAACGAUUACAGGUCUCGAUACGGAUUUUCACAAUUGGGAUGUUCCUUUUCCGGCUGUGACAAUAUGUGAUGCUAGUCCUGUCGAUGAUGAAUUACUGCAAGAGUAUAUCGAAAGUGUUUGGGGCUCCGAUCCUCCGGAACGAGCUGCCGAAAUGAUGCAAUGGCUGGCCACAUUGAGCUAUAGUUCUAUAGCAGAACAUGCCGCUGAAUACUUAGCGGAGCCGGGACUUGUAGGCGAAAAUGAAAACAAUGUGCCGGAGCCCGCUAGAGAUUCGAAAGAAGCCGUAUUUAAAGUUGUGCGACAUUGCGAAACAUUGUUCUACGACUGCGAGUGGAAAGGGGACUCCGAAGAGUGUUGCGAUUUGCUCAUACCUGUAUUCACGGAAAUGGGCUUUUGUUAUGCUUUUAAUUCAAGACACGCGGAGAAAAUUUGGCCUUGGCAGUCGCAAACACAACAAGAACAGUUUAUAGAGGCAUUUAUUCACGAAACUGACGCAAAAUGGUCAUUUAUGUUUAAUUCGGACCGCAAAAAUACGACGUUCGACAUCUAUAUACAUUCGACUGAAGAAAUGGCUGGUUUAGAACAAAGCGCUCAGCACUCAUGGGAUUAUCGCGUCGAAAAGGUUUCAUUUUCCGUCAAGCAUACCUAUACAACUGAUGAUGCUCGCCAAUUGUCAAUCCGUCAAAGGCGUUGCGUAUUCGCUGAUGAAUUGCACCUGGAUACAUCGAAUAUCUACACCUAUUCAGCUUGCAUGAGACAAUGUCGUAUGCGAAGAAGUCGUUCGUUUUGUAAAUGCGUGCCUCAUUUCUAUCCAACUAUAAAGGGAUACAAGCAAUGUACAUUGCGGGAGCUGGAAUGCAUAGCGAAACACGCAAGCGCUAUUACAGAUGUGACUAAAUGCUCAUGUGAGCUGGGCUGUUCCCACACCGUUUACGAAGUUGAAAAAUUAUCUGAAACUGAUGCUACGAGAGGGGGCGAAAGCAAUUCUUUGGAGACGGAAUUUGUAUCGUGGCCGAUGGUGCGCUAUAAGCGCGAAGUACUCUUUGGAUGGGUGGACCUUUUAGUAUCUUUCGGGGGGAUCGCUGGUUUGUUCCUCGGUUUCUCGCUGUUGUCCGGGGUCGAGUUGCUGUACUACUUCACGCUAAGGGCGUGUUGCGCAGCGGUACGUGACGCCGACCAGCUGCGGAGAGAACGAGCCGAAAGACUAGCGCAGCCGAAACCGCCACACAAUCUUAGUUUGAUACCUUGGUGGAAAGAACCGCCUAUACCCGGAAGCGUACGCCCGAUUCUUGUUCGUACAAAGGAUUCCAUGCCGCCGCAGUAUUCUCCUCCACCGGGUUACACAACGUAUUUGCCGUAACAUGUCACACAAUCUUGUCUAUAUAUGUAUACAGACAAAAUUUAAAAAAAAAUACUUAAUUUAUUAAGAUUUUAAUUUAUUAUAUAUUUUUAUUUUUGGUUCGUCACAUUUGAUCUAUUGACACUUAUCAGAAUGCAUCAUCUGCACGACUACUAAAUGAUAAAAGACGUACUUAAAGUCCGCUGUCAGAUAUGAACUUUUCGGUUAGUUUGAAAAUAAUUUGUAAAAUUAUUGUCUUGGUAAUUUAAUUUGGUGAGAUUUUUAAAAAGUAUUCGGAACAUGGUCAAUAAUACAAUACGCGAGGUUAAAGACUUUUACAGGUAUUUUUAAUUACCGAUGAAAAUACUAAUAAUUAUAGAUGACAUUUUCUUCUUUGUUUAAAUUGAAAUAUUUAAUUCUCUGGAUCUUCUCAGCAGGUCGCGAUUCCGACGCAUUGCACCCUAUGAACUGAUUAUAAGCUAGCUUCCGCCAUAUCAACCAAACAGGUCAAGUAUUGUAGUUGGCAUGUGAGUCUUUGCCACAGUUCCUCCUGCUUUUAAAUUAGUGAUAAAUAAUAUGACUCUUAUCGACAUGGAAUUACCUGAAUUAAUAAUAAAAAUUCAAUUAUAUUAAUAUUAUUUUAUUCGAUUUCUCUUGGUCACACAACACAUUCAUCUAAAUCUCGCGACAAGAUUACAUUGAACUGCAUUAUCGUAAUAAACGACGUAAAAAUAGUCAACAAACAUUCGAAAAUUAAAUGUUACAAAAAAAAAAAAAACAAAAAAGGAAAUAAACACGAAAAUGCAACAAUUUACUAUGAUAACAUAUUAUUUUUUUUCAAAUCAUAAUCUGUCAAUAAAAGUUUGGACCUCUUUCAAACAAUUACAUGUAAUAUGUAUAUUGGUAUCGAUUAACAAUUGAGUUAUUAUUUCAUUACGAAGUUUGACUCGUAAAUUGCUCAACUAGAUCAUCAGAAACCAAUAAAUUAAACUAACUAGGACUUAAUGCUUACAUGAUGUAAUCUAUUUUUUUAAUACAUACAUAUUUUAUCACCUUGUCGGGGUGUUCGUUCUAAACUUUACCUUCAGUUUUAUUGACAACCGACCGAACGGUAGCAAUUAAUUUAACGUAAUUAAACUAUCAAUCUUCUACAAUAUUCUACCUACAUCAUUCAUUCGUUCUAAUUUCAACUUUGGCUAAAUAAUACGUUCGUUAACUUCGACUCAUAAUUCGAAUUGUUUUACGUGAAAAAUCUACCCAGUUCAUUAAAAUAUUAAAACUGUUGUAUACACAUUAAUAUUACGUUUAUAAUUGAAUUAUUGGCGGUACGUACUUUUCAGGUGUUAAUAAAUAAGGAUUCGUUUAAAUAGUAUUUCGAAAUUGUUUAAAGUACGAAUUCCGCACAUGGUUUAAAUAGUGACGAGCGAUUAUGACGGAAAAUCGAUUUUAAUGCAAUCGUUUACAAUCGAAUGAUAUCGAAGAUUUAUUGAUUUAAAAUGAUUAAAAGGGACCAUCGUAUUAUUACGAUCGAUCCGCUAACAGUCGCUUAAGUGCUUAUAGAAUUUCAUCUAUUGAACGAAUCUCUCUAAAUAGCACUGUUUAUUCGAAAUUAUUACAUGCACUUUACCUUAUGUUUGGCACUAAGAUAUUAUUAAUUACGAAAAUAACGUAAAUCACGCACAAGAUGGUUUACCUGUUGUCCUAGGUGGGCGGUGGAAAGCGAACAAUAGCGAUGCUACGCAGUGCGACUAAUUUCGAUAAAACACGUGAUUUUUGUGUCACAUGUUUCGACCUAUUGUCACAAAUGAACAAAGACUUCUUACUAUCCUAAUAUCCCUCAUAAAUCUUAUUCAAUCAGUAAAAAUUCCCUAUACUGUAUAUUUAAUAAAAAAUAAUUUUAUUAAGUAUAAAUCUAUUGAAAAAUAUUCAAUAGAUUAUUUUUCAAACAUCGGUCAAACUGUAUCGCUUCGGUUUGUCGCUCACGUAGGACAAGGCCUUACAUUAUAUUAAUUAAGUGUUGACAGGCAAGAAUAAAUUUUAAUGUAAAUUAGUAGUAGUGAACGUUUUAUGUAAAUUUUAAUAAUAAAAAUUUAUUAAAAUAAAUUGAGGUUUCUUUUUUAAUUCGCCAUAUUCGAAAUAAAACAGAAGAAAGCGUCAGUGAAAAGUUUGCAAAGAUUUAGAAGACACGGUUAGUAUGAUGUAAUGAUUUUACAAAGUAAAGGAUUCUCAGAUUAUAUAAUUGAUCAAUACAAAUUAGCAGAUUCAAGAUUUACCUGCGUUAUGGGCUAUGGGUAACGCAAGCAUACAUACAUAAGAGAAAGGAACAAAGAAAUACAACUCAGAACCUAAACAAUUAUCAAUAAUAAAGACACUAACUAACCAUUAACAUUAAUGUGAUAAUCCGAGAAUCAUUUAGGAUAUGUUUAGGAAAAAUAAAAAUAUUGACCGAUGUAGCUAAAGUUAAAUUGUUGGGAAUCAUUACGGUUUAUAAAAACUUGUAAAAUUUCAUUGCAUUAAGUACGAAACCUAUGUAGUUUUUUUUUUUCUUUAGUUUCAUGUUUUUAACAAUUCAAUUUAGUAUUUAAUAAGUACGGAGUACGAUUCAUUAAGUGUAAGUACAAUUUAUUAAGAAAGGCAAAUAAAUACAUUGCUUGGGCCGUUUUUUUGAAAUUCGACCUUCAAUGUAGCUAUCUUAAGUAACUAUUAAUCCACUGAAUCGCUCGCCGGAUCGUCUCAGUGGGUCGUGAUUCUGAUCCGGUGGUAGAUUCUGCGUAGUACUACUCUUGCUAGGGGCAGUGUUAACAAAUUCUCUAAAGUUGACCCCGUGAGCCAGCGAAUGAGUAGAGAAAAAGAAAAAAGUAACUACUGCUUUAUUAAUUAAGCAAUAGUAUUGUAACUAAAGGGUAAGUGAGGUAUCGAAAUAUCGAUUUUCAAUAAAUUGGCAUUAUUUUUAUCACAGUACGAAAUAAAUAAAUUAUUAAGCACCAAAACGUAAAAAAAAUACACGAAGAAAUAAAUAAAAAUAGAAACAACCGAAAUACAGAUUAAAAAAUAAAUAGUACAACGAAACGUGUAAGUACUCAUUUUAAGAUAAAGUAUACACAAUACCGUCUAAGUAUUUCACAUGUACACACGACACCCAUAGGUAACUCUAGUUUUGUGAUAGGUCACGCUUACGACCUCGAAAUAACGCUCCUAGGAAUGAAUUUAACAUUUCAUCUUAUUAAAUAUACGUUAUCCUAUGAAUUAGAUUAAUACGGACGCCGGAUCGACGCCAUCAUUGACUACAAAUUAUUGAGAACUGAAUUCCAUGAUACAUUACUAGUUAUGGCAGAUUUACACGGAGUCAGUUACAGGCGUCAGCGCUGGGUUCGAGAUCCGACAAUAUUCACAUUCGGCGUCUCGUGUUGUCAGUUAGUCCAGUCAUCAUAGGGGGUUGAUCUCGGAAAAUCGACAUACCCAGUAUAUUACCACAAAUUAAAACUUGUAUUUUGGCAUCCUAAAACUAUUCUUAAAAAUUCAUAUAUAAUUGGAUGGUAGCAAGUUUUAAAGUCAGGGGUCAAAGGUCACAAAAAUCGAUUAUUUUUACAUUUUUUGCAAAUAUCUCGGUUUCUAUGGGUUUUAUGCAAUUCAUUAUCAAUACUGCAGAGAAUUAAAUUCUCCACAACUUUUCUGUUUAAUAUUUAUUUUUACCUUGAACUCAACGUUUGUGACCUUUGAACCCUGAUUUUAAAACUUGCUACUAUUAUCAUAUGUGAAUUUUGAGAAUGCCAAAAUACAAGUUUAUACGUGGUAAUAUAUUUUUUCUGCUACCUAAGCCGAAAGUUCGGUUUUCCUCCCACUGUACAGGGAAGAAAGUGUAACUCUUCCUCCCUGGGUACUGACAAG